Strigops habroptila (Kakapo) is the source of this 3718-nucleotide messenger RNA. It is a transcript of the gene MANBAL, whose product is annotated as mannosidase beta like. Lineage: Eukaryota; Metazoa; Chordata; Aves; Psittaciformes; Psittacidae. Gene Ontology annotation, cellular component: membrane. The record is from RefSeq and is a predicted model, not a curated record. The transcript is spliced from 4 exons. The coding region runs from base 1097 to 1354 and encodes 85 amino acids.
AAGGCAAGACUGUUUUUAAACAAAUAGUCAAAAUCAAUUCCCGUAGCGAAGUGCAAGUGUUUGUGACCUGUUUCUGCUGUAAUGUUCCAGUGAGAUGACCAGGCUUGUGGGGAGAGGUGGUAGCUGCUGUGAGACCACAUGAGUAAGCUGGAGGGGUGAGAGGGAAGUGUCCUCUCAGGGUCUGACAUAGGAGUACCCGUCUUGAAAUGCAAUUUAAGAAUAAUUACUUUAACCAUGUUAAUAGGUGAGGUGGUCUGAGGAAAAGGUGGUUGACAACCUGUGGAGAAGAAGCAACAGCCAAGGAAGAGGUGGUGAAACUGUUAGCUUCUUGGGAACAGAGAGGAAAACUCCAUUAUCAUCCAGGGACCUGCUGGAUGAACUGCAAGGCACAGUGUAAGGUUGUGCUUGCAGUGAGGAAACACACUGUGCACGCUCUGGGUUCAGUGGGGAAGGCUGAGCCCUGCUUCCCCCAGGUUCAGCUUUGGCCUGCUUGUGUGUGUAAGCUUCAGCCUCCUUGCCUGGGCAGGUUUGGGUGCUGUGUUAACCACAGGAGUUUUAAAACAGGGAAGAAUUUUGCUAAUAUUACUUCAGCUCCACUGAUAGGUCAGAAUGUGGGUUGCCUGCUGUGGCUCCUGUGCAAGCAAGGACACUCUGUGACUAGUUGGAGCAUGAUGUCAGGUCUUCUCUGAGCAUAUUUCACAGGGUAAUGCUUAAAAUGGUAGUGGCAGCUGCUCCCAGCCUGCUUGAGAGCUCUUGAUGCUGGUCACGUCACCUGGGAUUUGUUAGAGAAUUACUAAUCCCCUCAAGGGAAGUGAAACAGAAAAGGGGAAAGGACGAGGAGACUUGCAGAAGAUGAGGAUUAUUUGUUUUCACUGUAUCAGUUUCCUGUUCUGGUUUAUUUUUGUGUGCUGUGUUUCAGGUGUGUGAGUCAGGAUUCUCAGCAGGAGUUUGUCCUGGGAAAACUCCAGUUCUACCUUCUGUGUGGUUUAUUUAAGUAGCAGUCGGCUUUGUACACCAUCUAAACCAGCAAGGCUGUGACCACAUAUACAAUUAACCAGUCUUCUUGAGAGCAUUAGAGGAGAAGGGUGCACCCACCAUGGCUGCUGAGUUGGAUUUCUCCCCACCUGAAAUCCCUGAGCCCACAUUCAUGGAGAACGUGCUACGCUACGGACUCUUCUUUGGAGCCAUUUUCCAGCUUAUCUGUGUGCUAGCCAUAAUCCUGCCAGUGUCCAAGUCCCAUAAGACAGACUCGGACAGUUUUGAGCCCAAGAAUUCAGAGACAGUGAAGAAGCCAAAGGCGACUGCUCCACAGAUAAGCAAGAAACCUAAGAAGGAAACCAAAAAGAAACGAUAAAGGCAUGACCAAUGAGCCUCAAAAGGCAAAAUAAUCACCUAUAAUCACGCUUCCUCGGAGAUGACAUCAAAGGCAACUAACUAGAUUAAAUGGUUCUCUGGCAUUGCCACAUUUUACCUUUUGGAGACAAGAGAGAAGGAACUUAGAAGAGCGGAAGGGGUGGGAUUCUACCAUAGAUUUCGUACAAGCAAAGAGGACUUCAUAUGUCCAGGACUUCAUUUGACAUGAUUAAUGUGUCAAUCACCAUUAAAGUGACUUCUGUCAUUUCUGCUGGGUAGAGAGGCCUCUUGUCCUCGCUCCACCACGCUGGCUGGGGUUCCUGGUCCAGUCCCUGGGGAAGGUGUAGCACAGGUUGCUCCUUUGGAUACUGGUUUGUGUUGUAUUUUUUGAAGGCGGAGGGAUCAAAUGGAUCAAGGAUACCACAAUACACAGCUUUGUAUUCAUUCAUCUCUGUUGUCAUCUAGUCUGAAAUACAUAGCUGCAUUUUAUGGCUUAAUAAUAAUGUCUUUGUCAUAUUCUUUAAUUCUUUAGGUAAUAACUCAUCAGAUCCCAGACUGCAGUAGAUGAAAGCUUUCAUUUCCCCAGCGUCGCUGCCUUUCUCACUCCCCACCCAUGCACUUCUCCUUUACAUUCCCACCCUGGAAAGCAGGUACAAUUCAGGGAGUUGAGGCUGUGGUGGGGACUACAAAAAGCAGGGAACAGUUUGAUUCUGGAAGGUGCAAAAUUUAAUGUGUGUGUUAAUGGGGUUCUCAAGUUUCAUUUCCCAAGUACUGUGUGUUGGAGAGAAGCUGCUCUGAGGUGGGAGUCUUGGAGCAGGGAAUUGGUUGUGUAUCAAACAGCACUGCCUGGCUGUACUGUUGAUAAACCUCCUGUCAGGCAGCUGAGUGCUAACCACAUGCUCCAUUUCAACAUGGCUGGGGCUUGUUGCAUUUGCAAUCUCCCUCCCAGCCUUACCUGCUGCAGUCUGCUGCAUCUCCUCUUGCUGAAUUCUCCCUGAAGUUAAAUAUGAUCUCAGCCUGAGGAGGUAGAAGGGGUGGCAAGCUGCCUGUGUACCAUGACUAUAUGGCAAGAGACAUAUACACAAUGUUCCUUCAGGCUCUAGCUCUCCAGGCCCAGGGACAACCUAGUAUUAGAUUUAAAUAUGGCUAGACAGGACUGGAAAGAGAUAGGUGGUGACAUAGCCACAGAGUCUCUGCAGGGCAGCUCGAGCUUCCUGAUGCCAGCUCACAUCUUGGUUUGUUUGAUCACGAAUGAGUCAAUGGGAGGAGAACCUGCUCUUGUAGGCACACCCAGGGUUCAGAGCAGCUUUGAAGGACAGGCUUCUCUCUAGCAGGGCUGGAAGUCUGCGAUCCUUUUUGCAUACAUAGCCUCCCAUCCUCAAUUUACAAAUGCCUUGGGAGCCCAGAUAUGGUAGCAGUGUUGUGCUGGGUGUUCUUUAACAGGAGUUGAACACCACAGUUACACCAUCAGUGUUUCGAACAGCCAUGUCCUCUGCUCACUCUUGGUUUUGGUGGGUGAGACAGAUGGAUCCCAGGACCAGUUUGAUUAACCUCUCACUGCUUCCUCUGCUCCAGGCUCUCUGCUUCCCUUAACCAGAACGCUGACACCAAGGUGCACUGCUUAAAAUCCAGCUUAGAGUUCUGCUUUAAAUUCAGCAUUUUCUUUUUCUUCCUUCUCUUGAGCUACAUAAAGGCAAUACUAGGAGGACAGAACAAAGCAUGGGAGACACAAGCAGUCUACAGUUGCUUUGAGUUGUCAGUACAAAGAAACAUUACAGACAUUUCCCAGGCAAAUAACAAAGAACAAUAUUGUGUUAUAAGUUUCCAUUACGGACCUGUGUUCCUGUCUGGAAUCUGCAGGGGAAAGAAGAGUGUGGCCACUGCCCUGGACAGGUACUGCAGAUCAUUUCUUGCAUUUUAAUGAAAGAGGAUGGUGGUGGUUUUAUCUAAAAGACUCUGGUUUUCUGCAGGUUGCCUGAAGGCAGGGGUUAAUGUUUUAACGGGAACUGCAACUAUUGAAAGAGUAGCACACACAUUACCCAAAAUAUAGAAGUGCUUCUACAGCUAAGAACCAGUUAGCAGUGAGCACUGUGUGGUUGUUACCUGAAAUAGCAGGCUACUACAUCCACCUCUACAUCUAGCUGCUUGCAGGCUGGUUUACUCAUUGCUAAGUAGAAAUCGUGGAUGUUGGCGUUUGGUUUUGUUGGGGGAGGAGGGAUUAAGAUAAAUGUCUUAGUCUGUUCCUAACAGUAUUAUACCUAUUUGAAUGCUUUUGUUAGCUGAAUUUAUAGUGUGUUUUUAGAGAUGAUGAAUAUCCCCUGUGUUUUAGUUUCUCUUGACAUGUGUAAUAAAUACAAUCAGAAUC